ACCAGCAGUUCAGCUGCUCAUAACAUCCUCAGCCUGAGCCCCUCUGACUGGACAUUUUGGGACAUAUUUUCUGUAACUGAACGCCUCACAAUCCACAUCACGAGAGGAUUUAUUUUCGGUGUGGAGUAACGGCUGUUGUCUCGGAAAGGUGGCACAGAAGCUGACAGACGGUAGAUAACAGCCUGCUUGUUUGCCCGGCGCCGGGAGCCACCAACCCGGGCCGUUUGGGACUGGUGGGGUUGGCUAGCUAGAGGGCUAGCAUUAGCUGGGGAGAGCCUCUCACACCAGCAUCCGUAAGCACUUCGCUGCGUUGACGCCAACACAUCAGGCAUGAAGAUGGAUUGAAACAUGAAGGGUGGAACUGUCCCAUCAUCCAAAUAGGAGGGCGUCUCUCUUAGGUUUUGCUCACAGCUUAACUGUGUGACUGAGCUGGGAGACAUAGAGGAAGAUGCCUCCCAGGCCGUCCUCAGGGGAGCUAUGGGGCAUCCACUUGAUGCCUCCCAGGAUCCUGGUGGACUGCCUGCUGCCCAAUGGGAUGAUUCUUACCCUGGAGUGUCUCCGUGAGGCCACGCUCAUCACCAUCAAACAUGAGCUGUUCAAAGAGGCCAGGAAAUAUCCCCUCCAUCACCUCCUACAGGAAGAGACGUCCUAUAUCUUCGUCAGUGUUACACAGGAAGCAGAGCGGGAAGAGUUCUAUGAUGAGACCCGAAGGCUGUGUGAUCUCCGACUCUUCCAGCCCUUCCUCAAGGUCAUCGAACCAGUUGGCAACAGGGAGGAAAAGAUCCUCAACAGAGAGAUUGGUUUUGCCAUUGGUAUGCCUGUGUGUGAAUUUGACCUUGUGAAGGACCCAGAGGUUCAGGACUUCAGGAGAAACAUCCUGAAUGUUUGUAAAGACUCUGUGGAGCUGAGAGAUGCCAACGGGCCCCACAGUAGAGCACUGUAUGUUUACCCACCCAAUGUGGAAUCCACACAGGAACUUCCAAAACACAUCUAUAACAAACUGGACAAAGGUCAAAUUAUUGUUGUGAUUUGGGUGAUUGUUUCUCCAAACAACGACAAACAAAAGUACACAUUGAAGAUCAACCACGACUGUGUGCCUGAACAGGUGAUUGCUGAGGCCAUUCGUAAGAAGACACGCAGCAUGCUGUUGUCCCCAGAGCAGCUAAAGAUGUGUGUUCAGGAAUAUCAGGGUAAAUACAUCCUCAAAGUUUGUGGCUGUGAUGAGUACCUGCUGGAAAAGUACCCCAUCAGCCAAUAUAAGUAUAUCCGUAGUUGCAUCAUGCUGGGCAGGAUGCCUAACCUGAUGCUAAUGGCCAAGGACAGCCUAUACACUCAGUUGCCUACAGAUAACUUUGUCAUGCCAUCGUACUCUCGACGCAUCUCCACGGCAACAUCCUAUAUGAAUGGUGAGGCAGCUGCCAAGUCGCUGUGGACCAUCAACGGAACGCUGCGAAUCCGGAUCCUAUGUGCCACCUAUGUUAACGUCAAUAUACGGGACAUAGACAAGAUAUAUGUGAGGACAGGUAUUUACCAUGGAGGUGAACAGAUGUGUGACAAUGUCAACACUCAGAGAGUACCCUGCUCUAACCCCAGGUGGAAUGAGUGGCUCACGUAUGAUAUGUACAUCCCAGACAUACCCCGUGCUGCCAGACUCUGCCUGUCCAUCUGCUCUGUCAAGGGCAGGAAGGGAGCCAAGGAGGAGCACUGUCCACUGGCGUGGGGUAAUAUCAACUUGUUUGACUAUACUCACACUCUGGUGGCCAACAAGAUGGCUCUGAACCUCUGGCCUGUCCCUCAUGGCCUUGAAGACCUCCUCAACCCCAUAGGAGUCACUGGAUCCAACCCUAAUAAGGAAACCCCAUGUCUGGAGCUGGAGUUUGACCACUUCAGUAGUUCAGUCAAAUACCCAGAAAUGAAUGCAGUCGAGGAUCAUGCAAACUGGACCAUCUCAAGGGAACUGGGCUUUAACUACAACCUCUCUGGACAGAGCAACCGGUCGGCCAGAGAUCACGCCCUGACAGAGAGCGACACUGAGCAGAUAAGACAGCUGAGUAACAGAGACCCUCUUUCAGAAAUCACUGAGCAGGAGAAAGACUUCCUCUGGAGACACAGGCACUACUGCAUGAAUAUCCCUGAGAUCCUUCCUAAGAUCCUUCUCGCUGUCAAAUGGAACUCCAGAGAUGAAGUAGCACAGAUGUACUGUCUGUUAAAGGAAUGGCCAUCUAUCCGUCCUGAGCAGGCCAUGGAGCUGCUGGACUGUAACUAUCCCGACCCCAUGGUCAGGCAAUUUGCUGUGCGCUGUCUUGAAAAAUACCUGACUGAUGACAAACUGUCUCAGUACCUCAUCCAGCUUGUACAGGUAUUAAAAUAUGAGCAGUAUCUUGACAAUCCGCUGGCCCGUUUCCUCCUCAAAAAGGCCCUGACCAAUCAAAGGAUAGGUCAUUUCUUCUUCUGGCAUCUCAAGUCAGAAAUGCACAAUAAAACAGUGAGCCAGAGGUUUGGGCUGCUGCUAGAGGCUUACUGCAGGGCAUGUGGCAUGUACCUCAAACACCUGAGCAGGCAGGUAGAAGCCAUGGAGAAGCUCAUUAACCUCACUGACAUCCUUAAACAGGAGAAAAAGGAUGAGACACAAAAGGUCCAGAUGCGGUUUCUUGUGGACCAGAUGAAGAGACCGGACUACAUGGAUGCUCUGCAGAACUACACUUCUCCUCUCAACCCUGCACACCAACUGGGAAACUUGAGGUUAGAUGAAUGCAGGAUCAUGUCAUCAGCAAAGAGGCCAUUGUGGCUGAACUGGGAGAAUCCUGACAUCAUGUCCGAGCUGCUCUUUCAGAACAAUGAGAUCAUCUUCAAAAAUGGAGAUGACCUGCGGCAGGAUAUGCUGACGUUGCAGAUUAUUAAAAUCAUGGAGAAUAUUUGGCAGAAUCAGGGACUUGACCUCAGGAUGCUUCCGUAUGGCUGUCUGUCAUUAGGAGACUGUGUGGGUCUCAUCGAGGUGGUUCGCAGCUCCCACACCAUCAUGCAGAUUCAGUGUAAAGGAGGCUUGAAAGGAGCCCUGCAGUUCAACUCAAACACUCUGCAUCAGUGGCUCAAGGACAAGAACAAGGGCGAGAUGUACGACAUGGCUGUUGAUCUUUUUACGAGGUCCUGUGCUGGCUACUGUGUAGCUACAUUUAUUCUUGGGAUAGGAGACAGACACAACAGCAACAUUAUGGUCAAAGAUGAUGGACAGUUGUUUCAUAUAGAUUUCGGCCAUUUCCUGGAUCAUAAGAAGAAGAAAUUUGGCUACAAGAGAGAGCGAGUUCCUUUUGUACUGACACAAGACUUCCUCAUCGUCAUCAGCAAGGGAUCCCAGGAGUGCGCAAAGACCAAAGAGUUUGAGAGGUUCCAGGAGAUGUGUUAUAAAGCCUACCUGGCCAUCCGACAGCAUGCUAACCUCUUCAUUAACCUGUUCUCCAUGAUGCUGGGCUCUGGCAUGCCUGAGCUGCAGUCAUUUGAUGACAUUGCCUACAUUAGGAAGACGCUGGCCCUGGAGAAAACUGAACAGGAGGCUUUGGACUACUUUAUGAAACAGAUGAAUGAUGCUCACCAUGGAGGAUGGACCACCAAGAUGGACUGGAUAUUCCAUACAAUUAGACAGCAUGCACUAAACUGAUCUCCUGCACACCAACAAAAAAAUACCAGUCCCACCUUGGAGUAACAGCUCACUGAUGAUGGAAGUUUGCAGCUUGAUUUUUUUAUUUUGUUUUUAAGACACCAGUUAAAGCACUAUUUUUUAUUUAUCCAAACGAGGUUCCUGUUUUUCUGCAUUUUCCCCUCCAUAAUCAUCUGCCUCUUUCUGUGGUCUUGAUGGUGCCCUCGCUCUACUCUCUGCUUGUUCUGGGGUCCACAAGAGAGUCCUCUCGUCCUGGUGAAGACGUGCCCUACCUGGCCGAUGCUCGUAUCCUUGGCUACUAUGCUUCCUCUGUUUUUUCCCCAACAAGGAACAAACUGGGUAACAAAGGAAAUUUUGCCCCUUACCCCGCUGCUCUUGCUGGAAAAACACACAUUGUAUCUGCCAAUCUAUAAAUGUAGCCACAAAGUAAGUUCAACUUACUGCCCUUCUGCUGUAUAACGUCUGCACUGUGGCUCCACCCCAGAAAGGAGGUGCGUGGGAACCUUUUUUUUUUUUAUUAUUUUUUUUUAAAUCUCAUCACUGCUGAGAAGAUAGCAGGCAGAAGGAACCGUCUAAGUGAUCUCUCAAGAUACAAGUGUUACUCAACUUGUUGCACAGUGCAGGAUUACUGGAGUAUGGGGGCCUCUAUGAUGACUACCACUGCACAGUCUUCCACCAUCUUUGUGGUGAAGUUGCUCUCCUGAGCUGAUUCAGUGUCAGCUUUCCCACCUUUUAACCCUUUUGUGAGGAAAUUUCGAAGCUCAAAAACUGCAGAAGAGUCUCUGUGUUGUUUUGCACAGCUCUGCAGUCUCCCAUGGCCUCAUGAAAAAGCGCUCCACCCCCAGGAACAUUUGGUGGUGGUGCUGCUUUAGACUGUUGCAUAUGAUACUAACUUCAGGGUGAUGAUGCCUCUCCAUCAGAAAAAAAAAACAGCACUUAGAAAUACCAGAAUAAUAUACAGAUUUAUUAUGACUUUUUGAAUUUAUUUAUGUAUCUAGUCUCUUUCAGUUUCUACACAGGCAAAACUCCACUCUCCAGAGACACCCCAUUGUUUUGUGUAAAUAUAUUUGGAGGCUUUUUUGUAUUUGUGUUUACCUAUUUGCUUCCUUUUUCUGACAAACCACGUGCAACAGCUUUCCACUUUUUGUCGAUUCCAGAGUUUUGCUCAUAUUCGUGAAUUAAGACUGCUGAUGCCUUUUUAUCCUCUGUCACUUUUAAGUCAAACAUCUCAUUUGACAUUAUUAGUAGUAGCCCAGUUUGUUGUAUUGUGGCUAGUUUGCUGCCCUACUUGGAAUUUAUACAAAAAAAAAUUUGUUUGGGGAUGCAAAUUGGUGAGAAGGAAAGUGCCAGUGUCACAUUUUAAUAUUAAUGGGACCUGUUUUAAGCCUCUGGAGGUCUGUUUUGUUGGCGAGCAGAAGCCCAGGGGAAUGUCACGUCUUCCUGCUGAUAAAAUGCCUUGGCGUCACAGCACAACACUCCAUAACACUGCACACUGCUAAGCCCUACAAACUCUGCCUAAACCAAGUAAGCCAACCAUGACAGCACUAUUAACAUGAAUAGCAUGAACGGCUAGAUUUGACCUUCCUCGUAUUAUUUUUUUUACUUCUAACCAUGUGAAGUUGAUGGUCUUUAGCAUGUCUCCCGUUUGAAUGUUUUUAAAAUGUCGACUCAUGGUGGAUAGUUUUUAUUCAGAGUGCUUUUAACUGAGCCCACAACCCAGGCAGUUUUUGAGCCGUGCUCUCUGUUGCCACGCUCUUUAUGUUAGAUGCUGAGAUUUUACAGAUUUUUCCCAACAGAAACAUUUGAUUUUUAACGAGUUACAAUGAAAUGAAAUGAAACACUGCAUGUCGGCGAGAUAUAAUCAUGACAAGGCUUUGAACAAAUCUUUCAAAUUUGGUUGGAUCCCUCAAAAGUGGGUGUAGCCUAGUGAAUACAGAGUGAUACGGAGCUGUGGAGGGCUGUUGGUCUCUGCCAACACCUUCCUCAUGUGUUGGUUCAGGAGGGUGAGGAGGGCUGUGGUGGUGGUGGUGGUGGUGAUACGAACUAGGGACAGUUUUAUAAAUGGUAAAAAGUUAUGCACAGCUGCUUUAAGCUAGAUUCUUUGCAUGUGCAGACAAAGUUUUGGCUAACUCAUAUCCAAAUACACACGCACCUUGUGCUGUUAUAUCACUUUGCUGGCUAAUAUAAGCCACUAGUUAAUGGUGAUGUGGUCUAAUAUGAUGGGCAGUGGCAACAAUCAUGUUUCACUGAAUUCAUACACCUACAGGUUUAAGAUGAGUCAUCAAAAUAACCUAUUUUACAGAAAGACAGAAGAGCAGGGUUUUGAUAUUAAAACACUGAGAAAAAAAAUGUACUUUUUAAAAAAAAAACACAUUACAUACAACAAGAGAUAAAGAUUAACAUCGGGACAGGAAAAGCUUGAUAAACGCAUUUUUGGUCCAUUGUGUCUUCAGAGCAGACCAUUGUCACCCUGUCGUGUGAGAUUAGCAAUUCUCUCUAACAUACUGUUCUAAAAGGUGUUUUUAACGAUAAACAAAGAACCUUGAGUGACCGUUAACGGCUUUUCAGUUGAAUUGAGAACUUCUCGUACAGUGUGCUUCGCUGAGAACAGAAUGUAUUGUACAAGAAAAAGGUGCCUCAGAGCAGCCUCAUCAGCCCCCGACACCCUCACAAUGUAAAGACACCUGGAUGUGUGCAUAGCUAAAUUAUUAUCCUAGAAACUAAAGUGUGAAAUCCAGUCUGCCAGCACAAGAGAAAGUGUGCACUUUGCCUGCCCAACUGUUGAUUGUAUUGAAAAGCCAAAGUUGUGCUCUGUUCUGAUGUGGCGCAUGUGUGUGAUGUCCUGUUACUGCAGCAUUUAAUGGCUAGAAUGUAUUUAAUUGCUGACAUAGACCUUAUGCGCACUCAUCUUUUCUAGGUUCUUGUAUCAUCUUUGUUUGCUUCCUAAAGUCAGAUGCAGUGCCACUGAACACGCAGUAGGUUCUCAGCAGAGAUGGUCUUCUCUUCUUUUUCUUAACGUGCCAAAUCAGGCAUCACUGAGGCCCAGGAAAGCUAAUGCUGGAAUUACAUCACGCAGUAGGGCGGUGAGUUCAGACAGUUACAGACGUUUUAAAAAAAAAAAAAGGAAAAGGUUGGGGUAUGCACUUAAAAAUCCUAGUUCUCAUUGCCUUUUUGUCCAAAAGGACUCUGUAAGAAGAAAGUUAGCCUAGUAAGCAUGUUUCUCAAGCAGCAUAACCAGUGUGUAUGGUGUACAUUUUGACGCAGCAUUAAGCAGUAUGUAUGUACAGUUACAGUCCAACUUCUUUUUCUAUGGUAGGCUUCAUGUGUGAUGAACCUGUAGUGUUGGUAUCUUUCCUGUCCUUUCCCAUGUAUCCCCCAAAUUGAUUGUGUGAGUGCGUUUGCGUGCAUUGAUUGUCUCUCUGUACAGGUUGCAGAGCUUCAUUGGCUGGCCCCAAUGAAAAACCCACACUGUGUGUAUAUACAUGUCCAUGUGUUUGUUUGUGUGACGACACUUAACUGUUGAAGUGGUGGUGUCUCUAAAUGUUUUGUAAGCCUCUUCUCCCCCCCGCUGGCUGCUCUGUGCCAGAGAAGGAAAAACAAAAAAUGCUGAAGUUUUUGCAUUGUUUGUAAGGAAACAUAAAGGAGGGGGAACUUUUUUCAUACAUAAGUUGUAAAUGUUUUACUUGAAAUAUCAUGAAUGAAAACCACAGCUGUAUUUUGUUGGUUUAAAGUUGAGAUGGGGGUAGUGCAGUGUUUAUUUAGUACUGACUGUGAGAGCGUGUGUGUGUGUGUAUAUUGUACUGUUGACAGUUGAAGCAUUGUGUACAAGCUGUUUGAUACUGGCGGUGAAUGUAAGUGAUGCCACAGCCCUGAAUUUCAGUGAAGACGCAACUAAACUAAUGAAGGUUGUGCUUGAGUCCAAACUCUUCAGACCAGGUGCAGUGAGAACUAUGACGCAGUGUUUCGCAGGCUUUAAUAAGAUUUAAUAAUCUUAGAUUUUCAUCAGCCUCAAACUCGUAGAAGUUACGUCCAGCAGCUGAUUAAUAGUUCUCACAUCUUCUCAGAGCAUGUUUGUUUGUUUGAAAGUUCUCCUGACAAUGAAUUGGAGCAGGAAUUGCAAUAUUGUUGCACUAGUUUUUCCUCUUUUUGGACUUUGAUGGCACGCAUGCACCAACGUCUCUGAAACACAGGUCCAUAUUUACAUAUCCGUCUGCCUGUAUGGAUAAACAAUCUGCAGGAGUUUUAGUAUCAUAUAAUGAUACGUAAUGCCUGUACCUGCUGUUUUACAAAGUAAGAUGAAGUUGGAAAUAGUUGAUCUUCGGCCGCCCAUGUGUGCAGAAAAAUACUGAUUGAUUUUCUGUGAAGUUUAACAGAGAGGAGGGAAAUUGUACUGUGCCCCUGCUAAUACAAUCAUAUGGUCUGAGCUAUGAUUCCAAGAUCAACAGUGGACAUAACACAAACACCCAGAUAAUAUAAUGCACCUCAAUGCAAUAUCCAUGCAGUAAAUGCUACUUUAGUGAAGCCUAUAUUGUUCUGUCUUUGAUGAGUCUUUAUUGAAAGGUGUUUCUGUUACUGUUCCUGUUUAUUCACUUGAUGGACAGAUGGCCGUUGUAUUUCGUGAAUAUGGCCGCAGAUUUUCACCUGCUUUCUGUAAAGCAGUUCAAAACAGAGUCAGUCCCACUUUUAGUGCUGUUUGUUUAAACACAAACUGUGUUGUCUAAAAGCCUUUGAAUGGGCUUUAAACAGGGUGAACGUCCAGGGUUUCAAACUGUUGCACUUCAAACAGCAAAUAUGACUAAUCAUGAAGAUUAUUGAUCAUUUGUGAUCAUUCUUGAGGCCUCUGAAGUGUGCUAAAUUCUUACUUCAAGGAGAAACAUUGACUAAACGGUCUGUGGAUUCAUGUAUGCAGUGCUACAUUACAGUGUACAGCUAAUAUAUUUCCAUAACAUACCAUGCUGUCAGAACCUUAACCUAUACUAUGAAUGAAUGUACAACGGGCCAAUGUAUUGUUUUUCCACAGCCUACCUGCAUGAGAUCGGGUAAAGAUGAAUUUUCAUCUUGCUACAUUGUUUGUUUGUUUAGUCUGCUAAGCAGCCAUACAGAUGUUUAUAAAUUAAUGCCUUAAGUUUGCUCUGUGUAGGAACAGUUUCAUCGUCACAAUAACCUGCAUUUUUUUUUUUAUUUAUAAAUGUAUAUUGUGUUUCAUUUUGGCUCCCUGGUCACAGAGUAAAGGUUUGUACCCUGACUGACUGACUGACUGACUGACUGGUCAUCUGAGUGUUCUGUGAAGAUGUACAAAUAAAUUUGUUAAACAUUCACCCAGCUGUGUUUGCUCUCGCAGUGUACAGUCUGUAAUGAAGCAUUUGGUUAAAUCUGGUA
This is a messenger RNA of Epinephelus lanceolatus (giant grouper), 9034 nucleotides long. RefSeq names its product phosphatidylinositol-4,5-bisphosphate 3-kinase, catalytic subunit alpha (gene pik3ca). The record is from RefSeq and is a predicted model, not a curated record. Gene Ontology annotation, biological process: phosphatidylinositol 3-kinase/protein kinase B signal transduction; phosphatidylinositol-3-phosphate biosynthetic process; phosphatidylinositol-mediated signaling. Gene Ontology annotation, cellular component: cytoplasm; plasma membrane; phosphatidylinositol 3-kinase complex, class IA. Lineage: Eukaryota; Metazoa; Chordata; Actinopteri; Perciformes; Serranidae. Gene Ontology annotation, molecular function: 1-phosphatidylinositol-3-kinase activity; 1-phosphatidylinositol-4-phosphate 3-kinase activity.